Molecule: messenger RNA, 3066 nt
Organism: Lethenteron reissneri (Far Eastern brook lamprey)
Lineage: Eukaryota; Metazoa; Chordata; Hyperoartia; Petromyzontiformes; Petromyzontidae
Product: E3 ubiquitin-protein ligase rnf213-alpha-like
Molecular function (GO): ubiquitin-protein transferase activity; ATP hydrolysis activity
Source: RefSeq, a predicted model, not a curated record
AUGUCGGAAGGUGGACUCGAGGAGCGAGGAGGCGAGAUGCGCAUCCCUGACGAGGACGACUUAGGGGGGACCGUAAAACGGCGCCGGAUAGAUUUCAAAAAGCCGUUGGCUGACGGUGAGAGGGAAGUAACCCAAGUUAGGGGUUACCCCUACACCAUCAGGGCGACGUCACGCGAGCACGGCAGCACCUCCCGGAGAGAGGGCGUGGCUUCGGCUGGAGAGGUCAGGCCCAGGAACGAUGCUCAGCCCAAGGAUGAUGCCGGUCCAAAGGGAGACGAUGAGAUCAAGGAAGGACACGUCAGGAAAGAUGUGGACAAGAUCGAUGAUGAGAUCGAGAUGGAUGCUCAGGCUUCGGGGGGAGAUGCCAGGAUCUCAGCUGAAGAUCGCAUGUCAUUGAAACGGAGUGGUCAUGGUGAUUGUGAGACUUCAGGUCAAGCUGAGGUGCAGACAUCUGGUGAAGACGACAUUGACACUUCACGUCAAGAGAGGGACACGCAGAGUUACCGCACAUUGGUUCUAGGAAAUGAUUGUGAGACAUCUCACGGUGGACACAAGACCAAUGGUCAGAUGUUACCUCAAGAAGGUGGAUUCACGACCGAUGGUCAGAUCUCGUCUCAAGAAGGUGGACUCAAUGUUCAGAUGUCAUCACAGAAAGGUGGAUCCCCAGCUGACGCUGCCACGCCACAUUCAAAGAGUGGACCUCCGGUUCACAGCGCAUAUGAGGCUCCUCACAGUCCAAAGAGCAGCAACCCACAGGGGCCCGGCGCUGACCCCGCACGUGAAGGUGAAGGAGACAGCACAUCUAGCGGUUCGCUCGCCAACCAAAGCGUGCCGGGAGGCGAGCGGGCUGAGACGAUGCGCCUCUACUUCCACGCCGUGCUCUCCAGGGACUUCGGCCCCUUCGACGACGGCAGGGACCGCGUGGUGCUGAGGUCGGCCGACUUGUGCCGUGAGGACGUUAUGCAGCUGCAUGUGACCGGAUCCAUCGAAGACUUCGGUCUGCUCGUCGACGGCGUGAUGGAGGUGAGCGUGAGCGCCGUGCACAACAGGCGCAUCGCCUACAGGUACGCGCUGCUCAGGGGUGACGCGGAAACGCCCGAGUUCAUCUGCAAGGCCGACGGCGCGAGAGUCGGUCGCCUGAACCGCAGCAUGCAAGUCUGGGACCAGUGUAUCCAGCGCAAGGAGGACUGGCACCAGUACGACGACCUCAUCCGUGCCCCUCCGGCGGGCGGCAUCGCCGGGUGGCUGAGGAGCGCGGCGGACAAGGCGAAAGUCGCGAGGGACAUGGAGAUGGGCAAGCGCAUCUCCGGCAGAGUCCACCUCGAGCGCAUCCUCGGGUUCGUGCAAGGCUGGACGCGCCCUGGACUCGACGAGUUCCACUCACUCGUGGAGCAGCUCGCGGUCUGCUACAGCGAGGAGUGGGUCCACGAGGGCCACCACAGACCCUGGCAUGGCCUGGACUUCGGCCCGCCGCAGGUCGACAAACUGGUGAGCGAGCUGGUGGUGAGGAUCCUGCGGCCGCACUCCGAGUUUCGCUCCGAUCCGUCGUGCCGUCCCUCCGUCGCAUCCAGGGAGCAGUCGGCCCUCUUGGCCGCGAGCCUCCUGCAUCUGCGCGACGUUCCGGUGCCCGCCGAGUGGCUGUCGAUCGCGUGCCGCCUACUGGCGCCGCUGCCGCCACGCGCCAGCUGUAUUGAGCAGAGCAGGGCGAGCGUCCAGGCGACGUGCGCCAAGCUGCGCAUCCACCCUAGGCCUGUCGCCGUGCUGGUCGGCCUCUGCGCACGCUGCAUCGCGGCCGGGGUCGUCGACUGGCUCCUGACUCUGCCUGUGCUCCACUUGCUGAGGGGGCACGUGGAGCCCUUUGGCCCCGUCGUGAAGGAGGAGGAGGAGGAACAGCAGGAGGACAUCUGGGCCGGGCUUGAGGGCAUCCCGUAUGUCGACACGAGGAAUCACAUCCGCCAAGACGAGGAGGGCAAGCGGCGACUGGUGGAGCUGCUGGUGGAGCACUCGUUCCUGCUCGACAUGGAUCGGCUGCUGGCUCGGAGCGUGCUGUGCGUGAUGCCCUCCUCCGGCGUGGCGGCCAUCGUGGACGUUCUGCCGCUGGUGCCCCUGGACGUCGUGCGGGCGGCCUGCUACCGCCUGCGCGUCUUCUCGUGCAGGAGACCCACCAAGGCUGAGGAACAAGUGCACUCCCGGAGCCACUUUGGGGGGCCCUGGGCCCCACGCUUUGGGGGCCCAGCACUUUGGGGGCCCUGGGCCCUGCACUUUUGGGGGCCCAGUGCUAUGUGUGAGCACCGCGGCGCGCGCGAGCUGUGGCUCGCCGUACAGUCGCCGGAGCUGGGAGGCGACGGCGUGGCCGUGCUGGAGCAGUCAACGCGUGCCGUAGAGCUCACCUGCGCGGUGGUCCACACCUCCGCGGAGCUCCUGCUCGGCGGCCUGAGGCUGCUUCGGGCCAGCGUGGACGCGGCAGGACUUGAGUCCGCCAGUCGCCCGCAGAUGCAGGACGGCUCUGGGGGGCCAACGGCGGACCCCCAGGGCCCCGUCGGGGAGCAAGCGGUGCGGGCCUGCCGGGAGGCCCUGGAGCGGGUGGCGCUGUGCAUCGCCGCCCUGCGGCCCGACCGUCUGCUGGUGCCACACGGCACCAACGCAGCGCUGCAGGAGCCGCUCGAGAUCUGGAGCGCGUUCCUCGGCAUCCAGUUCAGUGACGCAGACCUCCAACGGCUGUGGGUGCGGCAGCUCCUCAGCCAUGCCAGGGGCCGCAUCACCCAGGAGGAGCCGCAGCAGCAGCUCGACGUGUUCCUCCGCGCAAGGCGGAAGGGCGCGACACUCCACCCGGUGCUCUACGACUGUCUGGAGAGCGCCGCUCUGGAUGCCGUGUGGUCCAUCUGCCAGAACAAGGAGGAGGAGCUGGCGGAGAAGGAGCUUCAGAAAUGCAGCAAGGUGCUGUCGCGCAUCCUGGUGGAGGCCUGGCCGAAGAGGGACGGCCAAGCGAGCACGGAGCACGUGGAAGUCGUCCUGCACCUGCUGGGCUGGAGGCUCUCGGCACGCUUGCUCAAAAUGCACGGUUGA